UUCAGCUUCCAUGGAUUUCACAAGCACACAGCUCUGUUGAUGAACAGACAAGCGAGAGAAGCCACAGAGAGAAUGGAGAGAGAGAAAGCAGCCGAGAAGAAAAAGAGUCCUCGAAGAACAAAUUAGGAUUUUCUUCUCCUUUUUCGGAAUAUAUAUAUAUAUAUAUCUAUAUAUGUAUGUAUGUAUUUCAAAUACUGAAACAACACUCCGGUUUUGCUAGUUCGUUCUUUUACGUACGACUGAAAGCUCUCAAUUCGUCGAGUUUUUUUUUAAGCACCUAGUGAUGAGAGUUUUGUUGUUUUCAUUUAUAUGAACUGAUUUUGAUUUUGUGAAUUUUGAUCUCUCGUUCUUCGUCGGAGAAUCGUGCUUUCUCAGCUCCGGCGCCCCUGUGUACUGAAUUGAGUAUCCAUGGUUAGGAUUUGAGGAAUUUGUGAAAGUUAGUGGAAGUAAAUCGUCGUCUGAAAAAUGGUUUCGAGUAAUCGGGGGACGAAUUCGCAUCAGCAACAAGCAGAGUCCUCGAACACGAACACGAACACGAGCCAUAUGCGAUCUAAUCGUACAGAAUCCAUCAGCAAAGCCGUAGCGCAGUACACCAUCGAUGCUCGUCUUCACGCAGUGUUUGAACAGUCAGGUGAGUCCGGUAAAUCUUUUGACUACUCACAAUCUAUUAGAACUUCGACACAAUCUGUGCCGGAGCAGCAAAUUACGGCUUAUUUAUCGAUGAUUCAAAGGGGCGGCCAUAUCCAGCCCUUUGGAUGUAUGAUAGCUAUCGAUGAGGAAAAUUUUCGGGUUAUUGCUUAUAGUGAAAACACUAGGGAAUUGCUUGGUCUUACUCCUCAAUCAGUGCCAAAUCUUGAAAAGAUAGAGAUUCUCACAAUUGGAACUGAUGUACGGAACUUGUUCACUUCCAAUAGUGCAAUUUUGCUUGAGAAAGCAUUUGGGGCUCGAGAAAUCACUUUGUUAAACCCUGUUUGGAUUCAUUCUAAGAGUUCUUUGAAGCCAUUUUAUGCUAUUUUGCAUAGGAUUGAUGUAGGAAUUGUGAUUGAUUUAGAGCCAGCAAGAACGGAGGAUCCUGCCCUUUCUAUUGCUGGGGCAGUCCAAUCGCAAAAGCUUGCAGUGCGUGCAAUUUCUAAGCUACAAGCACUCCCUGGUGGAGAUAUUAAACUGUUGUGUGAUACUGUGGUUGAGAGUGUUAGGGAGCUUACUGGAUACGAUCGAGUUAUGGUGUAUAAGUUUCACGAAGACGAGCACGGUGAGGUUGUAGCUGAAAGCAAGAGGCCUGACUUAGAGCCAUACAUUGGAUUGCAUUAUCCUUCUACUGAUAUUCCUCAGGCAUCGAGGUUUUUGUUUAAGCAAAACCGUGUUAGAAUGAUUGUCGAUUGCCAUGCUUCUCCAGUUCGUGUAAUUCAGGCUGCAGGGCUUAUGCAACCUCUUUGCUUAGUGGGUUCGACUCUUCGUGCUCCCCAUGGCUGUCAUUCUCAGUAUAUGGCCAAUAUGGGCUCCAUUUCGUCGUUAGCAAUGGCGGUUGUUAUCAAUAAUAGCGACGACGAAGCUAUUGGUGGGCGAAGUUCAACGAGGCUUUGGGGUUUGGUUGUUUGCCACCAUACUUCGGCUCGGUGUAUUCCGUUCCCUCUCCGGUAUGCAUGUGAGUUUCUAAUGCAAGCAUUUGGACUUCAACUUAAUAUGGAAUUGCAAUUGGCUUCACAGAUGUCUGAGAAACAUGUUUUGAGAACUCAAACUCUUUUAUGUGACAUGCUUCUUCGUGAUUCCCCAACUGGCAUUAUUACUCAGAGUCCAAGCAUCAUGGACUUAGUAAAGUGUGAUGGGGCAGCUCUUUACUAUCAAGGGAAGUAUUACCCUCUAGGCGUGACGCCAACCGAAGCCCAAAUAAAGGACGUCGUGGAAUGGUUGCUAGCUUUCCAUGGAGAUUCAACUGGUUUAAGUACAGAUAGCUUGGCCGAUGCUGGCUAUCCAGGGGCAGCCUUGCUUGGUGGUGCAGUUUGUGGAAUGGAUGUUGCCUAUAUCACCAAAAGGGAUUUUCUCUUCUGGUUCCGAUCGCACACAGGAAAAGAGAUCAAGUGGGGUGGCGCAAAGCAUCACCCAGCGGAUAAGGACGAUGGUCAAAGAAUGCAUCCACGUUCUUCAUUCAAGGCAUUUUUAGAAGUAGUAAAAUCCCGUAGUUUACCGUGGGAGACUGCAGAAAUGGAUGCUAUUCACUCAUUGCAGCUUAUUCUUCGAGAUUCAUUCAAGGAUAAUGCUGCAAUCAAUUCGAAAGCCGUUGUGCAUCCUCAACUAGGGGAUCUCAACUUGCAAGGGAUCGAUGAGCUCAGCUUGGUUGCUAGAGAAAUGGUCAGGUUGAUCGAGACUGCAACUGCUCCAAUCUUUGCUGUAGAUGUCGACAGCCGUAUCAAUGGAUGGAACGCUAAGAUAGCCGAGUUGACUGGGCUUGCAGUCGAGGAAGCUAUGGGGAAAUCCCUAGUUCGUGAUCUCGUGUAUAAAGAAUCUGAAGAAAUAGUCGACAAACUCGUUUCCCGGGCUUUAAAAGGUGAAGAAGAAAAGAAUAUAGAGAUAAAAAUGAAGACAUUUGGGCGAGAUCCAGAUGAUCAAAGACAGCCAAUUUUUGUGGCUGUCAAUGCUUGUUCUAGCAGGGACUACACUGAUAACAUAGUAGGCGUUUGUUUUGUUGGUCAAGAUCUUACCUGCCAAAAAGUGUUCAUGGACAAAUUUAUUAGCAUACAAUGUGAUUAUAAAGCCAUUGUUCAUAGUCCCAGUCCUCUUAUCCCUCCAAUAUUCGCUUCGGACGACAAUACGUGUUGCUCGGAAUGGAAUACCGCCAUGGAAAACCUCACCGGAUGGUCCAGAGAAGACAUAAUAGGAAAAAUGCUAGUAGGGGAGGUUUUUGGAGAUUGUUGUAGACUGAAGGGGCCAGAUGAAUUGACCAAAUUUAUGAUUGUCUUGCACGGUGCAAUUGGAGGGAAGAACAAUGAAAAAUUCCCCUUUUCUUUUUAUGACAAAAAGGGGAAAUAUGUGCAGGCUCUCUUGACAGCAAAUAAGAGGAUGAAUAUGGAGGGGCAGAUUGUUGGAGCUUUCUGCUUUGUUCAAAUUGCUAGUCUUGAAUUGCAGCAAACUCUUAGAAUGCAGAGGCAACAGGAGAAGAACCGGUUUGUAAGGAUGAAAGAGCUGGCUUACAUUUGCCAGGAAGUGAAGAGUCCUUUGAGUGGUAUACGCUUUACUAACUCGCUUCUGGAGGCUACGGAUUUGAGUGAAGAUCAGAAGCAGUUUCUGGAGACCAGUGUUUCUUGUGAAAAGCAGAUGUUAAAGAUUAUAGAAGAUAUGGAUUUGGAAAGUAUUGAUGAUGGUACAAUGGAGAUUGAGAAGGGGGAGUUCUUACUGGGAAGUGUUAUUAAUGCUGUUGUUAGUCAAGCGAUGUUACUACUCAGAGAAAGAAACUUACAACUGGUUCGUGAUAUACCAGAAGAAGUAAAGACUAUGGCUGUAUAUGGCGAUCAAGUGAGAAUUCAACAGGUCUUAGCUGAUUUCUUGUUGAACAUGGUGCGUUACGCACCGUCUCCAGAAGGCUGGGUAGAAUUACGUGUCUGUCCAUUCCUGAAGCAAAACUCGGAUCGACUUCGUCUCGCACACACCGAAUUCAGGAUUGUAUGCCCUGGGGAAGGUCUACCUCCUGAGUUGAUACAGGACAUGUUUCACAGUGGCCGAUGGGCGACUCAAGAAGGGUUAGGGUUGAGCAUGUGCAGAAAGAUUCUGAAGCUCAUGAAUGGUGAAGUCCAAUACAUCAGAGAAUCUGAAAGAUGUUAUUUCUCGAUCACUCUCGAACUCCCUUUAACAGAGAGAGCUCUCGGCAACAUCGGUUAGCUUCUUUGACCAUAUACUCGUGUAGUUUUCCAGCCAUUGUUUAUGAGCAAAGCUCCGAGCAUACACGUCGUCGUCGAAGCCAUGUGAUAUAAUUGGUAGGUGAAUAAAGAUUGUUUAUGCUUGAGCUGAGAAUUGUCUUGUUUAGUCUUGUUUAUGUACAUUACAACGUUGGGUAGAUUAUUUUUGCUUAGGUCUUGUAAAGUGGAUAAUUUGUUUUUUUUUUUUUUUUUUUU
Messenger RNA from Cucurbita moschata (crookneck pumpkin), 4106 nucleotides. Its product is annotated as phytochrome B-like. The record is from RefSeq and is a predicted model, not a curated record. Gene Ontology annotation, molecular function: phosphorelay sensor kinase activity; protein homodimerization activity; photoreceptor activity. Gene Ontology annotation, cellular component: nucleus. NCBI's taxonomy places the organism in Eukaryota, Viridiplantae, Streptophyta, Magnoliopsida, Cucurbitales, Cucurbitaceae. Gene Ontology annotation, biological process: detection of visible light; protein-tetrapyrrole linkage; regulation of DNA-templated transcription. The coding region runs from base 466 to 3873 and encodes 1135 amino acids. The transcript has 4 exons.